UUUGGACAAAAUAGAAUCCGUCCCACUCAAGUCGGUGCGUCGACGUGCAACGAUCAAAUCCCAGCAAACUUCGCGACCCAUUUUGAGAUUCGCAUGUUGCCGGGGCUUCGGACAAAUCUCCAAGUGGAUGUGGCAGCCGUGAAUGACGUGACGACGGAGAAGGCGCACGCGACGGUGAUCAAGGGCUCGUAUCUGAACCUGCCGGAUCAAACGGCCAAGAUGCUGGCCGAGUCGCCAUUGAUUCCGUCGGGCAAACUGUACCAGUCCGCGUUUGUCGUGCUGUUGGGGGCUUUUCAGUACGGGUACCUGCUGGCUCAAAUGGCGUGGAUCGGGUUUAACUCGAAGGCGUGCUACGUACCUCCCGCUGUCGCCAAGCAGAUCCCGCCGCUUCAGGGCCAGUGCAUUCUGUUCCCGACGCACACGUCACAGGAGUGGACAACCGCCGUGACCGCGUGGAUCGUCGGGGCUGGUGUCGGCGCGCUGUUUUCGGGCAUCCCCGCCGAUUCUCUUGGCCGCCGAACCACUCUCAUGCUCAAUACGUUCCUCAUCAUCGCGGGGGCGUUCGUCCAAAUGCUGUCCAACAACAUCCUGAUGUUCACGAUCGGCCGCGGCAUUUCAGGCAUUGCCACGGGUGUGGCCAUUGUCGUCGGCAACUUGUACCUCCGCGAAGUUGCACCAGUGUCCCGUCGCGCAUUUUUCCUCACGCUUCCCCAAAUCAUGUUGUCCUUUGGCGGCAUGACCGUGUCGGCAUUGCAUUUUACCGUCACGUCAGAAGAACUCACGUGGCGCCUACUCUUUGGCGCGCCGAUCGUGCUGGGGCUCCUCCAACUGUGCCUCUUUCCAUGCAUGAUCAAGUCGCCGCACCACCUCGUCAUGCACAAACGAUUCGACCACGCCCGUGUUGCGCUGAGCCAAUUGUACACGCAGCCAUGCGACAUUGAGUUGCAUUUGAACGCCAUGAUCGUGUCGCAUGAGAAGCAGGCCGUCGAGGCCGCGACCGCGUCGAAGCUCCGUCUCCUCCUUUCUGCCAAGUACCGUCGCCAAAUGGUCGUCGCGAUCGUCAUGUGCCUGUCGCAGCAACUCGCCGGCAUGAACGCCAUCAUUGCGUAUUCGAACGGGUUCUUCUUGAACAUUGGCAUCCGCGAGACCCGCAUAUCCAACAUCAUCGUCAACUUUGGCCGGUUUCACGACAUGUUUAUGGCGGCGCGGUACCUCGAUCGCUUCUCGCGCCGCACGCCGCUGCUCGUGGGCCUCACGGUAACGCUCUUGGCGUCUGUCGGGAUCGUGUUCACGCAAGAGUACCCCGGGAACCCUGUCAUGUUCAAUGCGACCAACUACCUUGCGAUCGUCACCGUGCUGUUCUUUGUCGCGUCGUACUGCUUCUCCGCGGGCUCCAUGGCGUGGUUGAUUUCGAACGAGCUCUUCCCAGAGCACAUGAGCGCAACCGCCAACUCGAUCUCGACCUUCUUCACGUUCGCCGCACAGUUCUUGAUUGCAGUCUACUACCCCCAGCUCAUGCGCCCGACCGCCGCCGGGAACUUUGCCUUUCUCAUCUUCUCGGGCUGUCUCGUUUUCUUCAUCGGGUUCGUGUUCUGGUUCGUUCCCAACACAAACAACAAGACGUCCGAAGAAGUCACGCGCCUCUUCUACGACGAUGACAAGCUCCACACGAUGUAUCUCGAUAAGUAUGCGCAGAAUGUCCACGACGUCGAUGCCGGUCGCAAGACACUCGAAACCAUCUAAGCAUAACGCAUACGUAAAAUGCCACGAGAAUACUUGGGUUGGCUGGGUGAGAUGGUCGACGCUGGCGACGUUUGGAUUGUCCUCAAGUUGCAUGGUGGAUGGUCAGGGCUGAAUGCUUCGCCGUCGACAUUGUGUACGCUUCCAUGGAGGCUCUAUCUAUACAUUUGUGGCCUUCUACAAUGCGUGCAACAUGCGCACCUCCUUCGCAACACUCCGUGGAAGAGUGGACUUCGUGUAGCCUGCAUCGAGUGACCUCGACCUCGUCAAUUUCACGCCUCAACGAAGAUGUAUUGUGUAGUUCCGUGAGGGAUGAACUAUGUCAGUGUGGGGUUUGCUGAUAAGUACAUGGACGUAUGGAACAGGCGUUCUGUGCCGCGUAACCAAUGUGCUGCACUGCUCCAUUUCUGCAUUCACAUAGCCAAGCCUUCCUCUUCAAGAAGAAGCGAAGGGGGUCAAUAAGCUUGAUGAGUUUUCGA
This is a messenger RNA of Aphanomyces invadans, 2219 nucleotides long. RefSeq lists its product as hypothetical. NCBI's taxonomy places the organism in Eukaryota, Oomycota, Saprolegniomycetes, Saprolegniales, Verrucalvaceae. The record is from RefSeq and is a predicted model, not a curated record. Gene Ontology annotation, molecular function: carbohydrate:proton symporter activity. Gene Ontology annotation, cellular component: membrane. Bases 94 to 1743 code for a protein of 549 amino acids. Gene Ontology annotation, biological process: transmembrane transport; carbohydrate transport. The transcript has a single exon.